Messenger RNA from Parascedosporium putredinis, 1038 nucleotides. The record is from the annotation of a GenBank genome assembly. Lineage: Eukaryota; Fungi; Ascomycota; Sordariomycetes; Microascales; Microascaceae.
AUGAGCAACGAACAUAUGGAGGUGGACCUCGCGGAGGAGAAGCUCAAGACCAUGGAGCACUCGGAGCAGCAUUACUUCAAGAGUUACGAUCAUCACGGCAUCCACGAAGAAAUGUUGAAAGAUGAAGUCCGCACGAAAUCGUACAUGAGCGCAAUCGUCAACAACAAGCACCUGUUCAAGGACAAGGUCGUGCUCGAUGUCGGCUGCGGCACCGCCAUCCUUUCCAUGUUCGCUGCCAGGGCCGGCGCUAAGCACGUUAUCGGUGUCGACAUGUCGACCAUCAUCUUCAAGGCGCGCGAGAUCGUCAAGGUCAACGGCCUCUCCGACAAGAUUACCCUGAUCCAGGGCAAGAUGGAGGACGUUGAGUUGCCUUUCCCCAAGGUCGAUAUUAUCAUCUCGGAGUGGAUGGGCUACUUCCUCCUCUACGAAAGCAUGCUCGACACCGUCCUCUAUGCCAGGGACAAGUACCUCGUCCCCGGAGGCAAGAUCUUCCCCGACAAGGCCACCAUCUACGCUGCCGGUAUUGAGGAUGGCGACUACAAGGAUGAGAAGAUUGGAUUUUGGGAUAACGUCUACGGUUUUGACUACACUCCUCUCAAGGAGACGGCCCUCUCCGAGCCCCUCGUCGAUACCGUCGAGCUCAAGGCGGUUGUCACCGAGCCUUCUUCCGUUCUCGUCCUCGAUCUUUACAAGUGCACCACCGCGGAUCUCGAUUUCAAGGUUCCCUUCACCCUGAGCUGCAGGCGUGACGAUUACAUCCACGCUCUCGUCGCCUGGUUCGACAUUGAGUUCUCCGAAUGCCACAAGCCCGUGCGCUUCUCCACCGGUCCCCACACCAAGUACACUCACUGGAAGCAGACCGUCUUCUACCUCAAGGAUGUCCUUACCGUCUCUGCCGACGAGCUCGUGACCUGCUCCAUGUCCGUCAAGCCAAACACGAAGAACCGACGUGAUCUUGAUAUUCUCGUCAACUACAAGCUGGAGACCGAUGACCCCACCCGCCAGGCUGAGGGCAGCCGUGAGUACAAGAUGUGCUAA